GACUUUUCAUGAGGAACACUGUUCAGGAGCACAGUGCAUUUCGAUUUGCUGUGCAGUUAUACAACACAAACCAAAAUACCACAGAAAAGCCCUUCCAUUUGAACUAUCAUGUAGAUCAUUUGGACUCUUCCAACAGUUUUUCGGUGACAAAUGCUUUCUGUUCACAGUUUUCCAGAGGAGUUUAUGCCAUCUUUGGAUUCUAUGACCAGAUGUCAAUGAACACACUGACGUCAUUUUGUGGAGCCCUUCACACAUCCUUCGUCACGCCCAGCUUCCCAACAGAUGCAGAUGUACAGUUUGUCAUCCAGAUGCGGCCAGCAUUAAAAGGAGCCAUCUUGAGUCUCCUGUCUCACUAUAAGUGGGAAAAGUUUGUGUACCUCUAUGACACAGAACGGGGAUUUUCCAUUCUUCAGGCGAUUAUGGAAGCAGCAGUACAGAACAACUGGCAAGUGACAGCCAGAUCUGUAGGAAGCAUAAAGGAUGUUCAAGAGUUCAGAAGAAUUAUAGAGGAGAUGGACAGGCGGCAAGAAAAAAGAUACUUAAUUGACUGUGAAGUAGACAGAAUCAACACCAUUUUGGAACAGGUUGUCAUCCUCGGCAAACAUUCUAGAGGCUAUCACUACAUGUUAGCUAACCUGGGUUUCACAGACAUUGUUCUGGAGAGAGUAAUGCAUGGAGGUGCCAACGUUACUGGAUUCCAGAUUGUUAAUAAUGAAAACCCAAUGGUUCAACAGUUUCUACAACGCUGGGUGAGGCUGGAUGAAAGGGAAUUCCCUGAAGCCAAAAACUCACCAUUAAAGUAUACAUCUGCACUGACCCAUGAUGCGGUCCUAGUCAUAGCAGAGGCUUUCCGUUACCUCCGAAGACAGCGUGUGGAUGUCUCCAGGAGAGGUAGUGCUGGAGACUGCCUGGCUAACCCUGCAGUACCAUGGAGCCAAGGAAUUGAUAUAGAAAGAGCGCUGAAAAUGGUGCAAGUUCAAGGAAUGACAGGGAACAUCCAGUUCGACACUUAUGGGCGGAGAACAAAUUAUACAAUUGAUGUGUAUGAAAUGAAAGCCGCUGGAUCACGGAAGGCUGGUUAUUGGAACGAGUAUGAAAGAUUUGUGCCAGCAUUAGAUCAGCUGCCCUCUAAUGACACUUCAUCCGUGGAGAACAGAACUAUUGUAGUCACUACCAUCUUGGAAUCACCAUAUGUAAUGUAUAAGAAAAACCAUGAACAACUAGAAGGGAAUGAGAGAUAUGAAGGAUAUUGUGUAGACUUAGCUUCUGAAAUAGCAAAACAUGUUGGAAUAAAAUACAAACUGUCAAUUGUUGGAGAUGGGAAAUAUGGAGCUAGGGACCCUGAGACUAAGAUAUGGAAUGGCAUGGUGGGUGAACUGGUCUAUGGGAGAGCAGAUAUAGCUGUUGCCCCCCUCACCAUAACACUGGUGCGAGAAGAAGUCAUAGACUUUUCCAAACCCUUUAUGAGCCUGGGCAUCUCCAUCAUGAUCAAGAAGCCUCAGAAAUCUAAACCGGGCGUAUUCUCUUUCCUGGAUCCUUUGGCUUAUGAAAUUUGGAUGUGUAUAGUCUUUGCUUACAUUGGCGUCAGCGUAGUUCUUUUCCUAGUCAGCAGAUUCAGCCCUUAUGAAUGGCACUUGGAAGACAGCAAUGAAGAACCACGUGACCCUCAGAAUCCUCCCGACCCUCCAAAUGAAUUUGGAAUAUUUAACAGCCUUUGGUUUUCCCUGGGUGCCUUUAUGCAGCAAGGAUGCGAUAUUUCUCCAAGAUCUCUCUCAGGGCGAAUUGUCGGAGGAGUCUGGUGGUUCUUCACUCUCAUCAUUAUCUCUUCCUACACUGCUAAUCUUGCUGCCUUCCUUACGGUGGAAAGGAUGGUUUCUCCCAUAGAGAGCGCGGAGGACCUGGCUAAACAAACCGAAAUAGCCUAUGGCACUUUGGAUUCAGGCUCAACCAAAGAAUUCUUUAGAAGGUCAAAAAUAGCCGUCUACGAGAAAAUGUGGUCGUACAUGAAGUCAGCCGAGCCCUCGGUGUUCACCAAAACGACGGCGGACGGGGUGGCGAGGGUGCGGAAGUCGAAGGGGAAGUUUGCCUUCCUGCUGGAGUCGACCAUGAACGAGUACAUCGAGCAGCGCAAGCCCUGCGACACCAUGAAAGUUGGCGGCAACCUGGAUUCCAAGGGCUAUGGUGUAGCAACCCCCAAAGGCUCAGCAUUAAGAAAUGCUGUUAACCUGGCAGUAUUAAAACUGAAUGAGCAAGGCCUCUUGGACAAAUUGAAAAACAAAUGGUGGUACGACAAAGGAGAGUGCGGCAGCGGGGGAGGUGACUCCAAGAACUCCUGUAAACCUUGCAGUAUUGAAACUCAGUGAACAAGGCAUCUUAGACAAGCUGAAAAACAAAUGGUGGUACGAUAAGGGUGAAUGUGGAGCCAAGGACUCCGGAAGUAAGGACAAGACGAGCGCUCUGAGCCUGAGCAAUGUUGCCGGGGUUUUCUAUAUCCUUGUCGGAGGCCUCGGGCUGGCCAUGAUGGUGGCACUGAUCGAGUUCUGCUACAAGUCUCGGGCCGAGUCCAAGCGAAUGAAACUCACCAAGAACACGCAGAACUUCAAACCUGCUCCCACCACCAGCACCCAGAAUUACGCUACGUACAGAGAAGGCUACAACGUGUACGGCACAGAAAGUGUGAAAAUCUAGGGAUCCUCGCCCUGACAGCACGCAAGAGGAGAAGCAGCAGAGAAUGUGGCUACUUCACGGAUUCGGACCACCUGAGCCAGUCGUACUCUCUCUGAGGUGUCAGGCAUGACACGCAUUGAUGAUGGUGCAAUGUACUUUUAAUAGGAAAAACUGAUAUUUUUUCCUUCAGUGCCUUAUGGAAGACUCUGAGACUCACAACAAUGCAAACCAUCACUGAAAUAUUCUUGCUUUGCUUGAAUGAAG
Leptosomus discolor (cuckoo roller) is the source of this 2931-nucleotide messenger RNA. Lineage: Eukaryota; Metazoa; Chordata; Aves; Leptosomiformes; Leptosomidae. The record is from RefSeq and is a predicted model, not a curated record.